AUGGAGAUGUCUACCAACGGGACAAGCUUUGGAAUUGAAUCUUUGCUGUCUCGCAGAUCUGCUAGUCCAGCCGUUUCGAAAAGAGACAGUUUAAUUGUAGAAUGUGGGUCUCCUUCCGGGUCCAGCGCGCGGUCUGAUUUGGACAGCGACUGUUCGUCUCCUCCUUCUCCGAGACGGGACUCUGUCGAGGAUCCAGUGCAAAACCAUGCUCGUAAUUUAAGACUAGAAUCCCCUCUGCAAAUUUCGCAACCACGGACAGUCACGUCGUCCUUUCUGAUCAGAGACAUUUUGGCGGACUACAAACCUCUCGCUACCUGCGCGCCCUACACCAGCAACGGACAGUCAGGCCAGGAUGCUGAUGACUACUUGGAUAAAAUACACAGCAAUUCCUCUUCGGAUAGUGAAUACAGAGUGAAAGACGAACACGACAUCUCGAGCAGCAGGGACACUCCGACGUCUAGGCUGAAGAAGCCAAGAAAAGCGCGAACGGCGUUCACCGAUCAUCAACUGGCCCAGCUCGAGCGCAGCUUCGAACGUCAGAAGUACCUGAGCGUGCAGGACAGGAUGGAGCUGGCGGCCUCCCUCAACCUCACAGAUACCCAGGUCAAAACGUGGUAUCAGAACCGAAGGACCAAGUGGAAGCGACAGACUGCAGUGGGGCUGGAGCUGCUUGCUGAGGCGGGAAACUAUUCCGCGCUUCAGAGAAUGUUUCCAUCGCCCUAUUUUUAUCCUCAAAGCCUGGUGUCCAACUUGGACCCCGGAGCUGGCUUGUACUUGUACCGCGGACCCUCUGCUCCUCCACCACCUCUUCAACGACCCCUUGUGCCAAGACUUCUCCUGCACGGUCUACAGGGAGGUGGCGAGCCUCCGCCGCCUCUCCCAUCGCUAGCAGGAGUGCUUCCCAGACCGACACCGCAGCGGUGA
Chanos chanos (milkfish) is the source of this 924-nucleotide messenger RNA. It is a transcript of the gene barhl1a, whose product is annotated as BarH-like homeobox 1a. Gene Ontology annotation, biological process: regulation of DNA-templated transcription. Lineage: Eukaryota; Metazoa; Chordata; Actinopteri; Gonorynchiformes; Chanidae. The transcript has 3 exons. The record is from RefSeq and is a predicted model, not a curated record. The coding region runs from base 1 to 924 and encodes 307 amino acids. Gene Ontology annotation, molecular function: DNA-binding transcription factor activity, RNA polymerase II-specific; DNA binding.